Gadus chalcogrammus (walleye pollock) is the source of this 2504-nucleotide messenger RNA. Its product is annotated as cholesterol 24-hydroxylase-like. The record is from RefSeq and is a predicted model, not a curated record. The transcript has 15 exons. Gene Ontology annotation, biological process: cholesterol catabolic process. Gene Ontology annotation, molecular function: heme binding; iron ion binding; cholesterol 24-hydroxylase activity. NCBI's taxonomy places the organism in Eukaryota, Metazoa, Chordata, Actinopteri, Gadiformes, Gadidae. The coding region runs from base 78 to 1604 and encodes 508 amino acids.
AGGAAAACACUAGUACCUCCUCCAUAGCAUUGUGAACACCAGAAACAGACUACACUCCGAAAAGCCUCCAAGUUAAAAUGGGUUUGUUUUACCUUAUGACAAACUGGGCCUGCUAUGCGAUGUUCUAUUGUUUCCUUCUGAUUGCAGUUGCGUUCCUUGUUUAUUGUUUGUAUAUCAAACACAUUCACAUGAAAUAUGAUCAUAUCCCUGGCCCACCACGAGACAGCUUUUUAUUUGGGCAUUCAUCGAUGAUGAAAGAAGAAACGGAGGGUGGAAAAAUUCUCCAAGACAAAUUCCAACAGUGUGCUGAAAUGUAUGGACCUGUUGUUCGUGUUAAUGCAGCUCAUAUUGUUAUGUUAUUGGUGACCUGUCCAGAGGCUACGAAGGAGAUCUUGAUGUCCCCUAAGUGCCUAAAACCUAAACCCAUAUACAAGCUAUUCUUUGGACUUUUUGGAUCGAGGUUUAUGGGAAAUGGCCUGCUUACAGCUACCGACCACGAGCAGUGGCAUAAACAACGACGGAUAAUGGACCCUGCCUUCAGCAGUCUGUACCUCAGGGGCCUGAUGGGGACCUUCAACGAGAGGGCAGAAAACCUCAUGGAUGAACUCACAAAUUUAGCAGACAGCAAAAAAGAAGCAAAGAUGCUCCAGUUGUUCAACCGUGUGACCUUAGAUGUCAUCACCAAGGUGGCCUUUGGAAUCGAUUUGGACCUCAACCAAAACAAGGACUCGCCUUUCCCUAGAGCCAUUGAGAUGUGUCUGACAGCCAUGGUUCAUACCACCCGAGACAUGCUUUUUCAGCUAAUGCCGAAGAACCGACCGUUCAUCAAGGAGGUGAGGGAGGCGUGCCAGCUUCUGCGGACCACAGGGGAAGCCUGGAUCUCCAAACGGAGAACCGCCAUCGAAAAUGGCGAAGAUGUACCCAAAGACAUCCUCACUCAGAUCAUCAAAUCAGCUGGACAAGAAGCGGAAAGGACUAAAGAAGAUGAGGAUCUUAUGUUGGACAACUUUGUGACAUUCUUCAUCGCAGGACAGGAUACUACAGCCAAUCAGCUUGCCUUCUGCAUGAUGGAACUAGCAAGAAACCCUGACGUCAUGAAAAAAGCGCAGAAAGAGGUGGAUGCUGUUCUUGGAAUGAAGCAGGAGAUGAGCAAUGAUGAUUUGGGAGAGCUGACCUACCUCUCACAGGUGCUGAAGGAGACCCUUAGGAUGUAUUCCACCGCUCCCGGAACCAAUCGUCAGUUGUCAGAGGACAUGACCAUCAGUGGUGUUCACAUCCCUGCAGGAACUUUGUGCGUGUUUAGCUCUCAUGUCUGUGGAAGGAUGGAGAAAUUCUUCAAGGACCCACUGACGUUUGAUCCGGACCGGUUUCAUCCAGACGCACCCAAGCCUUACUACUGUUACUACCCCUUCGCUCUCGGACCACGCUCCUGUCUGGGACAGAAGUUUGCACAGAUGGAGGCUAAGGUGGUGAUGGCCAAGCUGCUUCAGAGGUUUGAGUUCAGUCUGGUGCCAGGACAGUCCUUUGACAUCCUUGACACUUUAACCCUGAGGCCCAAGAGCGGGGUCGUUUGCAACAUUAAACACAGGAAUCCCAACAUGUGAAACUUUAUAUCGCAAUUAGCUGGUCUAAGAAGCUGUGGUAUACUACUGACACAACAUGACCAGCAGAUGGCGAUGAUGGACUACUUAUGAGUAACCUGACCGGUAAGAAAACAGCGUGGAGAGAGGACAUGUUCUCUGCCAAUGUUCGUAGACGGUGGUGAGGUAAAGACCUUGCAGCUAAAGGCAAUGUGAAACUUUCAUGUAACAUAAAGAUGAGUUUCUCCAAGUCAAACAUUAGUAACAUUAUUUUGCUCCAAAUAAAAGAUAGGAGAUUUAUCUUAUUUCAUUAUUCCUGGGUUUUUGUCAAAUGGUUAUUUCAACAGUUAACAUACUUUCUCACAAUCAAAAGACGCUCCUCAAAGUCAGUCAGUAGGGCUGAAUGGAACUCACUUGCACCAGCUGACUUUCCACACAGGGUUCAGACAAAUCUUUUGACCUACCGAGGCCCUAUCAGUUAAUCCAUGCUCAACCCUCUGACACACAAACACACACACAAUCAAAAGUUGCAUAACAGUGCUGCUGACGCACACAGGAGGGUUGAAGUCUAACUCGCUGCUUAUGUAGGACGCUACUCAGUUGGUCACAGGCUCGAAUCCCUACCAACUAUACACCAAGUCCUAUAGUCCCGUUCUUGAGCAAUGUUCACCGUUUUAAUUCAGCAUAAUUUUCCCGCAUUCUUAACUGUUAUUGUGAAGAGAAGCGAGAAAGGUUUUCAUGGGGUGGCCACUGAGACAUUGCUGACUCGUUUGAAAUAGGCCCAGAUCCCGCUUUUGGUUGACUUUCACUUCAAAGACGUACUGCAGGGCUACAAUAAAACAGCUAGGGUACACCAUUCGUUAUUAUUGUAACAAGAUGAUACGAUGCGAAACUACUAAAAACCGUUAAAAAAAAAUAUGACAA